Messenger RNA from Naumovozyma dairenensis CBS 421, 366 nucleotides. Its product is annotated as SRP1/TIP1 family protein. Gene Ontology annotation, biological process: fungal-type cell wall organization. The record is from RefSeq and is a predicted model, not a curated record. Bases 1 to 366 code for a protein of 121 amino acids. Gene Ontology annotation, molecular function: structural constituent of cell wall. Gene Ontology annotation, cellular component: fungal-type vacuole; fungal-type cell wall. NCBI's taxonomy places the organism in Eukaryota, Fungi, Ascomycota, Saccharomycetes, Saccharomycetales, Saccharomycetaceae. The transcript has a single exon.
AUGAACGCUAAAAUUGUCACUCUAUUAGCUGCCACAUUAGCUUCCGCUUCUGCUGUUUCUGCUGAAGAAAGUCCAUCAACUUCCGAUCUUAUGGAAUUAAACAUCUUAUUAAACGAUGUCAGUUCUAAUUUGAAAGACUAUUUAACUUUAGCUAUAACUCCAGGCUCUGUUUUCUCUAAAGAUAACAUGCCAGCUGGUUUAAUUGACCUUGGUGUUGCCUUGGCUAAUGCUACCGAUGAUUCUUACACUUCUUUGUAUAAGAAUGUCGAUUUCAAAGCUGUUGAUACUUUGGUCACCAAAUUACCAUGGUAUUCUUCAAGAAUUGAACCUACUUUAAGUUCAAUUUUAUCAUUGCUUGAAAGUUAG